UUCUAUUUUUAUUAAGACAUUUCCGUGCGAUACAUUUGCUUCGACCGCAGCUCCAUCUCGAGGUUCAACAGUCCGCAGCCACACCAUUCUGCCGUGGUUUACCGCUGAGCUAGCUUGGUCAGCCACAGUAGCACCCCGCCAACGCCACACCCCACCAUCCAUCGGUCGGGCCUCAGUGGGAAAAUGUCAAAAUUGUGACUCUUCCCGCAUCUCACGAGCAAUCGAACAUCUGCGCCUACACGAUCUUAGAGUCAACUCGUAGCACUCUCCGCAUAUCAUCUACAUCGCAUCUGAAGAAGCCAGCUUUACAGAAAUCAUACACAUCGGCGACCUUAACCCGCGUGCCCGGGCUCCUUCCCCGCCUCGAAUAACUUCAACACCGCCCACCUUCGAAUUUCUUGGUCGCCCGAAACUACCGCCAUCAUGUCGUUAUCGAAUUGCCGUUUCUACGAGGAGAAGUUCCCGGAGAUUGACAGCUUUGUCAUGGUGAACGUCAAGCAGAUCGCUGAGAUGGGUGCUUACGUUAAGCUUCUCGAGUACGACAACAUUGAUGGCAUGAUUCUGCUCUCCGAACUGUCGCGUCGACGUAUCAGAUCUAUCCAGAAGCUCAUCCGCGUUGGGCGCAACGAGGUUGUCGUGGUCCUGCGUGUGGACAAGGAGAAGGGUUACAUUGAUCUUUCGAAACGCCGUGUCUCUCCCGAGGACAUUGUCAAGUGCGAGGAGCGCUACAACAAGAGCAAGAUGGUCCACUCCAUCAUGCGCCACGUCGCCGAGAAGACCAACACUCCCAUCGAGAGCCUAUACGAGAGCAUAGCGUGGCCUCUUAACAAGAAGUUUGGCCAUGCUAUUGAUGCAUUCAAGCUGUCGAUCACCAACCCGGAAGUCUGGAACGACAUUACCUUCCCCACUACUCCCAUUGCCGACGAGCUCAAGUCCUACAUUGGCAAGCGUCUCACACCCCAGCCUACCAAGGUCCGCGCCGACAUUGAGGUCACGUGCUUCGGAUACGAGGGCAUCGACGCUGUCAAGGAGGCCCUGCGCAAGGCCGAGGAGAAGAACACGGAAGACUCACAGGUCAAGGUCAAGCUGGUCUCGCCACCGCUGUACGUCUUGACCAACACUUGCUUGGACAAGUCCGCGGGCAUCACGUUGCUGGAGGAGGCGAUUGUGGAUGUGCGCAAAAGCAUCGAGGCCGCGGGCGGCAACCUGUCCGUCAAGAUGGAGCCCAAGGCUGUCACCGAGAGCGACGACGCGGAGCUGCAGGCCCUCAUGGAGAAGCGCGAGCGCGAGAACGCCGAGGUCAGCGGUGACGAAAGUGUCAGUGAUAGCGACGAGAACAUUCCCGAGACUGUUUAGAUCGAGCCGGGACUGUCACGAAUCGCACGAGACUGAUGACUUGUUUUUGGCUCAUAAUGGUAUUGGGCGUCCACGGGUUCGAGGGGCUCUGGAAGGGCUCUGGAAAGGCAUGAAGGUAGAGGCUGCAUUCGCGGGUGACUACAAAAGUGUUUCUUUGUGGG
Molecule: messenger RNA, 1517 nt
Organism: Emericellopsis atlantica
Lineage: Eukaryota; Fungi; Ascomycota; Sordariomycetes; Hypocreales; Bionectriaceae
Product: eukaryotic translation initiation factor 2 alpha subunit
Exons: 4
Coding region: 424-1356 (310 amino acids)
Cellular component (GO): eukaryotic 48S preinitiation complex; eukaryotic translation initiation factor 2B complex; eukaryotic translation initiation factor 2 complex
Molecular function (GO): ribosome binding; RNA binding; translation initiation factor activity
Source: RefSeq, a predicted model, not a curated record